Messenger RNA from Phoenix dactylifera (date palm), 3257 nucleotides. RefSeq lists its product as uncharacterized. NCBI's taxonomy places the organism in Eukaryota, Viridiplantae, Streptophyta, Magnoliopsida, Arecales, Arecaceae. Gene Ontology annotation, molecular function: calmodulin binding. The record is from RefSeq and is a predicted model, not a curated record.
UCCAAGUGCGUGUCAACGUCAUCUACUUAGCCAAAUUCAAAUUUGGCCAGCCCUAUCGGAUGCACCAACUAAAAAAUCAGAGAAAAUAGCCCUCAUCAACCUCUGGAAGAAUCCUUGGGACUCAGCUUUCCCUUUCGCCACCUUCAUUCCCCACGACAAGAGUUCCUUGCUUGCAGUCCUUCCAUUCAAGGAAGUCCUGACUCCCCAAUCCCAUCUAAGCUUCCUCUUCCUUCCACCAUGGUCCAAAGAAAAGCACCUUACAGGCUUGGUUCUCAAACCAAAUCAAAGAAGGUGCCUGUUAAACAUGAGAGGAAUCCAUCUUGUUAUCAGCUGCAAGAUUCAAGAAACAAGGGAGGAGGUGAUACCAAGAAGAAGGUGAAAUCCACCAAGAUCUCAGACUUAGAAAGUGAGCAGGUCCAGUUCGACCAGCCUACCAUGCACAAGUGGUCAUCUGCCAUCAAGAUAUCAGAUCAGCUGCCAAAUUAUAUGAAGCCCACAAGCAGUUCAGAUGCAAGGAAGGAGCAAGUCAAGGUAACUAGCCAUUCCCCAGGCACCAGUGAUAGGAUUAGAAGCCCAAGAAAUUUGAGUAAUUUGAAUUACUCAAAGCUCUCCACUUCUUCUUCUUCUCCUGAUGGCUCUGGCCUUAAACAUGUGAAAGUAUUGAAAAGGAAACCUAGUGUGAGACAAGUAAGGCCUUGGAUGAAGAAGAGCCUAGGAAUUGCUCUUUGUCCCAAGCUAAACGCGAACAGGGCCACCUGCUCAUCAACUCUUAAGGAUUCGAAGUUUCCGAAGGCUUUGGACCUCAAUCCGGGAGGGACCGAAGCCGAAGGGACUUCGGUCAUGAAGGUUUGUCCUUACAAAUAUUGCUCUCUGAAUGGUCAUAGACAUGAGUCUCUGCCUCCUCUGAAAUGCUUCUUGUUAUCAAGGAGGAAGCUGAUCAAAACCCAAAAGAGUAUGAAGCUAAAAGGGGUGUCUCCAUUCAGAAAGAAAGAUCCAGGGAAGGAUGAAAAGGAGGCAGGCACAGGACAAGCAGUAAAUAGUAGGGCCCCAUCUGCUUUGGAGAUUCUUAUGGAAGAAGUAGCCAAUGAUUUCUUUGUGAAGAUCUAUGCCAAACCACAAAAACAGAUUUUAGAAUCAGUUAAUUGUAAUGAAACAUGCCUCCAAGUGAAGGAUGACACCGAAAAUCCAGAAGUUCUGGAUAACUUAGAACUCUCUAAAAAUGAUGGGGAGGGUGCCGAGAGCAAAGAGGACGAUGGACGGAAUGUUGCAGAUGAGAUCCAUGAAAAUAAUUCAGUUAUUUGCUUGGAAGAUGAUAUUGACCAGAAGACUGACCUUUCAAUUGAAGACAUGGAUGUCAUGACGAUUUUUCUUGAGUAUGUAAAUUGUGAUCAGCAAGAUGAAGAUGACGAAGGGAACUCCACUAGCUUGGUUCAAAAAGAUGAUGCAGAAUUGAGUUUAGAAUGCCAAGUUGCGGAUGGAUUGGUCGAAGACAGUGAAGAUCUUGCAGAUGGUGUAAUCAAGGUACCUGCUGAGGCCAGUGAAAUGGAUUUGGAAGAGGAUGCAGACCAAUUCCCUGACAAUAAGACCGAUUACUCUGAGUACACUGAUGGUCUAGGUCCACAAUUUGGACAUUUGUUCGAAGAUAAUGAUAUCGGUAAUGGGCUCUCUCUUGGUGCAGAGAUUACUUCAGUCGCAUGUGAAAUAGCUGAAGCUGAUGUAGGGUCACCUUGUGUAGCAUAUGAACAAUUUGCUGAGUGUGGUCAUACCACAGCUUCUGAAGGCAUUAGUUCUGACAGAGAUGAUGUCUACUCUGAUGAGGGAAAAGAAAGUUCUGCAAUUAAUUCUGCGAGCUGUGAUGACAAUAUUCAAGAUCAGAGUACUGGAUCUCUAAUUUCCAAACCAGUUGAAGCUAAAUUGUUGAAGGAAAAUGAUCUAGGUGACCCUCCUCAUAGCAAAGAGAACAACUCCAGCAUGAGCUUUCUGGGUUAUUUAGAGGACUCCAAGGGACCAGAAGAAGGCAGAGAAACGAAACCCAACUUUCCCGGACAGGAUGGUGAAGGUGAAGGAUCUGAACCAAUAAAUCUGGAAGCAAGAACUAUCUUAGACGAUGGAAGUGCAGAACAAACAAUGCUCAGUGAUGGCACUAAUGAAGAGGAAACCAUGAAUGGAGAAGUUGAAGAUGCCAGUUCCUUGUCCAAAGUCCACCUUUCUGAUUCUAAUGAUGGAUCCACUGGAAGGGAAAAUGAUGCUGCAGAGGUUGAUCACAACCAAGCAGAAAUCGAGACCAAAGUCUGCGAAUAUGAUGAUACAUCUGAAGAAACAAGCAUUCUUGUAAAAAUCCAUAUUUCUUUUAACGAUCUACCAGAUGAGGUUGACACAGGCAACAAGAGGGAGAAGUCAGAAAAAGAUCAUCAGGAGGAAGUCAAUGAAACAGAUGAUGUAGUGCAAAUUAAGGAUAAUUUGGAGAUUUGUUUAACAUCUAGCAAAGAAGGCCCAGAAGAAGAUAAGAUCAUCAAUACUGUAGCAGCAUUCUCCAGCCAAGAUCCUACUGAGGCUUGUGGUAGGCAAAAGCCAAAAAUAAGCAUAGUGAGAAAGAGAAGAACUGACGAAGAAGAACAAAUGAAAGAAUUUAACCCACGAGCGCCAAACUUCCUCCCAGUUGAACCUGAUCCAGAAGCAGAACAGGUUGAUCUCAGGCAUCAGGAGAUGGAUGAAAGAAAGAAUGCAGAGGAAUGGAUGAUAGACCAUGCACUCCAGCAGACAGUAACAAAAUUGUCUUCAGCUCGGAAGAGGAAAGUAGCACUACUUGUGGAAGCUUUCGAGACUGUAAUUCCAACGCCUAUGUGCGAACAAGCAGUGCAACAUGAUGGUCAAGGCUUCGAUCAUACGAGGCCUAUACAAGCAUGCAGUUAAUGACUUUAGAGGUACUGCCUGAAGCUGAACUGAAGUCUUAAAAUGUAACAAAGGGUCACUGCAAUCUUAGCCCAAGGGAACAGGUACAGUGACAGGGAGGGUUCUGUAGCAAUUAUAGUUUCCUGUCAUGCAGGUGUGAUGAAGAUAACAGAAGCACAUUAUGCCUGAGCAAAAGAAAUGUAAAUAUCCGUAACCUAAGCAAUGGGAUCCUAACUCAUUUGAACUUAAUUAUUAUGUUGUCUGAUAUUGUAAUCAAGUAGAAUAUUUCUUCAAGCAGAUUAUAUCCUCAGGUCUUGUAGAGACCACAAUUAACCACUAAAUGAAGAUAAUUAGAAUUAUAUGUA